AUGCGCCUCGAUAACGAUACAUCGAAACAACCGCAAUCACCCUCACACAGCUUCACAAACGGCUCCUCGCGCUCGUCAGGACCUAGGUCGCCCCUCGGAAAGGUUGCAAAUGCAAAUGGCAAACCAAUACCCACAACAUACUUUGGACACGACAGGGACGAGGUCACACGGAUCUUGAUACAGAGUCUUACAGAUCUGGGCUACCAUGAUGCAGCAGGAGCGCUGUGCAAAGAGAGUGGGCGUCAGCUGGAAGGUCCAACGGUGGCGUCAUUUCGCCGCUCGGUCCUCAACGGCGACUGGGACGCGGCAGAAGAGCUGUUGUUCGGUACUGUGAUACACGAUACUGGAGGGGGUGUAGGAUUGGAUGACUCGUAUGGGAGGUCCUGGGGCAAAACCCGGUCAAGAGCGAAUUCACAGCGUUCUGGAGGACUGACCCUGGCCGAGGGCGCCAACAGGGACGAGAUGCUGUUUUGGAUGAAGCAACAGAAGUACUUGGAGCUCUUGGAGCGGAGAGAUUUGGGCAACGCACUGACUGUACUACGACAAGAGCUUACGCCCCUACACCAGGAUGUCGGUCGGCUGCAUGCCCUGUCCAGUCUUAUGAUGUGCCCUUCCGCCGAGGACUUGAGACAUCAGUCGCAAUGGGAUGGCGCACAAGGCGAGUCGCGAACACACCUGCUCUCUGAUCUGUCCAAGUCAAUAUCACCUAGUGUCAUGAUACCAGAGCAUCGACUUUCUGCUCUCCUAGACGAAGUCAAAGACAGCUGGAUAGGGAAUUGUCUAUAUCACAAUACCACAGACUCACCCUCGCUUUACCUCGACCAUAACUGCGAGCGGGAAGACUUCCCCACUAAAGCAGUCUUGGACCUCAAGGAUCAUACAGACGAGGUGUGGUACCUCAAGUACUCGAACGACGGCACAAAACUGGCAUCGACAAGUAAAGACACGACCAUCUUCAUCUAUGAGACCUCAACUUACAAGAUCCUACACCAUCUCGAAGAUCAUCAAGAUUCGGGAGUCACGCAUCUAGCGUGGAGUCCAGACGAUUCCAAAAUCAUCACAUGUUGUUCGCAGCCGGAGAACUCCGCACGGAUAUGGGACGUCAAGACCGGCGCGUGUAUACUAUGCAUCAGCGACUUCACAUACCCGUGUACGACAGCAGCAUGGGCGCCUGACGGCAGACACGUCGUUAUUGGAUCGCAGGACGACAAACUAGGCUGUGGGAUAUGGGAUCUGAGUGGUCGCCAGGUACACAACUUCUGUGAAGACGGCUCGAAACUUCGUGCGAACGACCUCGCGAUAUCGCCGAACGGCGAACGUCUCGUCAUCAUCUCCGAGCACUCGAUUGCUGUCUACGACUUCGUCAGCUACAAGAAAUUGUGCGAGUGGCAUCCUGACUCCAAGCUAACGAGCAUCACGAUUAGCCAAGAUUCGCGGCACAUGCUGGUCAGCAUGAACCCUGAUAUGAUUGAGCUCAUGGAGAUCGAUAGCGCAGACUUGAUCCAGAAGUUUGAAGGACACCAGCAGAAGCAAUUCAUCAUACGCUCAGCAUUCGGUGGCGCAGAUGAGAACUUCGUGGUCAGCGGUAGCGAAGAUUCAAGAAUCUACAUCUGGCGGUCUAACGGGCUCCUUGUCGAAGCUCUCGAUGCGCAUCCCGGCUGUGUCAAUAGCAUUGCAUGGCAUCCCAAAGACCCGAGCGUAUUCGCAUCAGCAGGCGACGACCACAAACCAAACACCAAGGCCGUUUGCAAUACUCAACCAACCCGACCCACAACAAAGAAUCCUUCAAGCCGGAUGUGA
Messenger RNA from Macroventuria anomochaeta, 1800 nucleotides. RefSeq names its product WD repeat-containing protein-like protein. Lineage: Eukaryota; Fungi; Ascomycota; Dothideomycetes; Pleosporales; Didymellaceae. The record is from RefSeq and is a predicted model, not a curated record. Bases 1 to 1800 code for a protein of 599 amino acids. Gene Ontology annotation, biological process: proteasome-mediated ubiquitin-dependent protein catabolic process. Gene Ontology annotation, molecular function: protein binding. Gene Ontology annotation, cellular component: GID complex. The transcript has 6 exons.